UCUGACAACCCACAUCAAGUUCUUCUUAGGCCCUGUGGGCCUGGACUUGGGGAGCGGGCACACCAGCUCCCAGGGAGGCCCUGGGAUUCUCCAUACCCACAUGCACCACUUCCUGGAUUUCCUGGCAAGUGCUGCAGAAGUGUGGGUGGAAGUCCUGUGGUCACAGCCCUCAGGUGGCAGGCUCUGCUGAGAUGGGGCCCAGAUGUCUUUUUCUGGACAGCCCCAGUGCUGCUUCCGACUCGGGGGCUGCUUCUCGGGAAGUCUCUCGGUUCUGUGGCCGGCCACCUCGAGUACUGGAACCUGACAAUAGGUGCUGGCUGCAGCAGCCGCCUGCAGCGCUUUGGGCCUCCUACCUGUCCAGACUACGAGUUCACGCCAAACUGGGGACUCGGUGACUUUGGCGAUACCACAGCACAUCCUUUCAAGAAGUGUUCUUCUGGGUAUUGCAACCCCAGUGGCACAGAGCUGUGGAGCUCUAAGAGCGGAGCCACAAGUCCAGCACCCAUGGAGAGCCAUGGUGGAACCCAGAAGCAGUGUUGAAAGAAGCCCAUCCCUCCCAGGGAUGUCUCUCCUUUGAGAGUGGAAGAAGCAACCAAGAAUAGAAGAACCAAGAAUAAGGUCUCCAGGCCAGGCUUUGCCCUGCCCUCAGAGCUGCCCCUGCUCCUCAUCUUGGCAGUGGUCUUUCUCUUCAAGAGAAAAGCCCACGCCCAUCCCUGUCCCAGCUUGCCUUUUGGAGACCACAGCACCUCAACACACUGGCCCUCUCCCGGCACCCUGGAAGGACUGGAUAGCAGGAACACUGGGCAGACACCUCUGCCGCAGCCCUCAAGCUGAGAACUUGAGGGCCUGGCUUCACAGCCCCCGUCUUGCCUCCUGGAUGAGCUGAAAGUUCUGGAGGAACUGAUUUUGCUGCUGGACUCUGAGCUUGGGCCGGCAGGACACCUGGCUGCAAGAUACGGGGUGCCUGCCACUUGGUCUACCUUUGCCUCCUCACUGAGAGCCCCGAUUGAGAUGGGGGGACAGCUUGGCACACACCUGGCCCAGCUAGGGAGGGCGGAUGCCCAGCAGGUGCUACCCAAGCUUGGCUAAGUCAGGGUUUGCUGGG
Messenger RNA from Cricetulus griseus (Chinese hamster), 1105 nucleotides. NCBI's taxonomy places the organism in Eukaryota, Metazoa, Chordata, Mammalia, Rodentia, Cricetidae. The record is from RefSeq and is a predicted model, not a curated record.